AUGAAACAAUCAUCCUCGGAAUCUUCGGUUUCUAUUACCACACCAACAUCUGUCGUCAAGGUGGCUGCUGCUCCUGCCAUCCAAGUUGAUCCUGUAGCUCAUUCCAUUUCUCCGGCACCUGUAGCUUCGUAUAUUUUAUUCGCUUUGAUUGCUGCUGCCUGUGCGGCUCCCGGUGGAUUAUAUGGCGGUCUUGGUGGAUAUUAUGGUGGUGGUAUUAGUUAUGCUGCUGCUCCCGCAGUCUCAUAUGCGGCAGCUGCUCCUGCUGUCAGUUAUAAAGCUGUAGCGGCAGCACCGGCCAUAAGUUACGCUGCCGCUCCGGCAGUAAGUUAUGCUGCAGCAGCGCCAGCUGUUAGCAUCAGAACUGUGGCAGCAGCUCCGGCAGUUAGCUAUGCCGCAGCGGCUCCAGCAAUUAGUUAUGCUGCUCCGGCUCCAGUAGCAGUUGCUGCUCCAGCACCAGUUGCUGUAGCUGCAGCGCCAGCUAUUCAAGUAGCUGCCGCACCGGCAAUUGCUGCUGCCCCUGCCAUACAAGUUGCCGCUGCUCCAGCUGUUCAAGUGGCUGCCGCCCCUGCCGUUCAAGUGGCUGCUGCCCCUGCCGUUAAAGUUGCCGCCGCUCCAGCUGUACAAAUCGUUAAGGCUGUCAUUCCUGCUUCGACCACAACAACCACAUUCAGUACAUACAUCAAUCAUCCUCAGACCCUACGUGUUGCUGUUGCCGCACCAGCCCCCGUCGUUAAAGUUGCCGCUGCUCCUGCCGUCCAAGUCGCCGCCGCUCCUGCUGUACAAGUUGCCGCUGCCCCAGCAGUUCAAGUUGCUGCUGCACCCGCCAUUGCUGCUGCGCCGGCUAUACAAGUUGCUGCCGCUCCUGCUAUUGCUGCUGCACCGGCAAUUUCAUAUGCUGCCGCUGCCCCCGCCAUAUCCUAUGCACCAUCGAUAUCUUAUGCUGCUCCUGCCGUUUCCUAUAGAGCUGUAGCUGCUGCUCCUGCCAUAAGUUAUGCCGCUGCUGCGCCAGCUGUCUCUAUCAAAUCUAUUGCCGCCGCUCCGGCCAUAAGUUAUGCUGCUGCCGCUCCAGCGGUUUCCUUUAAAUCCAUUGCUGCUGCUCCAGCCAUUUCAUUGGGUUAUGGCGGUUACGGUGGUUAUGGCUAUGGGCAUCAUUAA
Molecule: messenger RNA, 1155 nt
Organism: Musca vetustissima
Lineage: Eukaryota; Metazoa; Arthropoda; Insecta; Diptera; Muscidae
Product: ice-structuring glycoprotein-like
Exons: 4
Coding region: 1-1155 (384 amino acids)
Source: RefSeq, a predicted model, not a curated record